AUGAGAGCUGGUCUUUGGGAGGCCAUGGCCCAUGGACGCAUUCAGGCAGCUCUCGGCAAGCAUCACUAUGCGUUCAUCAAGAAGGUUGGAGAGGGCUCUUUCGGAGCUGCCAUUCUUUGCCAACAUGAUACAGACAAGGAGCGCGACACGAAGGCAAUCGUCAAGAUGAUCGAUAUUAGCCGAGCUUCAAAGCAGGAGAAGGACGAUGCCUUGAAAGAAAGCAAGGUCUUAGCGUCCCUGAAGCAUCCCUACAUCGUCCGUUAUAGGGAAAGCUUCAACGAGGACGGGUGGCUUUGCAUCGUCAUGGACUACUGUGAAGGAGGCGAUCUAUCAGGAAGGAUCAAGAACGCAAGGCAGUCCUCCAAGAUCUUCCCUCAGGAUCAGGUUGUGAGGUGGUUCACCCAGGCAAUCCUGGCCCUCAAGUAUAUCCAUGACCUGCACAUUCUCCACAGAGACUUGAAAUCUGGAAAUUUCUUCCUGUCCAAAAGCGGUAACAUAAAGAUGGGAGACUUUGGCAUCGCCAAGGUGUUGGAAUGCACCGCAGCGUGUGCGCAAACGCAGAUUGGCACGCCAUACUAUCUCUCCCCGGAGAUCUGUCAGGGCAAGAACUAUGCCUGGAGCUCCGACAUUUGGAGCAUGGGAUGCAUCCUCUACGAGAUGUGUGCAAGGAAGGUGCCCUUUGACGCUCCUGACCUGAAGAGCCUCAUCCACAAGAUUACCAAAGAGCCUGCUCCAGAGAUCCCUGCGGACUACUCGGUGGGAGUCCGCAAUCUCGGGAAGGAGCUAUUGGACAGGGACCCCAGCAAGCGCCCUCCUGCUGCUGAGAUCCUGAAACGGCCGGUAGUGCAGGAGAUGGUGAGAAGGAUGCUUGAUGAGGUUAAGGGUGAGGCCGGCGAGGAGGAGGGCGAGAAGCCACCUCCACCUGCUCCGACAGGUGGCGGGGGAGGGGCCGCAGCUUCUGGGGUGGCUGGACCUUAUGGUAGCACUGCGGGCAAGUACACAAAGGGCGAGCUGGUUGAAUACUACAGCGAGACGCAUGGUGAGUGGCUACCUGCCACAGUGACUGCUGCCAACGAAGAUGGACGAGUGCAGCUGAACGUGAAACCAGGAGUUUGGAUCUCGCUGGAGAUCCAGGGUGCCAAAGUGCGGCCACGGCAGUCAGCACAAGCACAAGCCACACCGGCCAAUGGCAAGCCGCCGGCCGGAGGCAGCAGCCCUGCUCAUCGACCUCCUGAGAAGAGGGAAGGUGCUCUUCAGCGACAACCAAGUCGCGAUGCUCCCGCUCGGGGCCCGGGCAGCAGUCCUGCCCGCAAUCCGUCAGCCGAUCGGGGAGCUCGCGGCCGGACUCCGCAGGGCCGUGCGGCAAGUCCCUUCGGCAAUGCUGCUGGAAUGCCAUCUGCCCGAGGAAAUAGCCGAGGUCGAGGUUGA
Symbiodinium pilosum is the source of this 1428-nucleotide messenger RNA. The record is from the annotation of a GenBank genome assembly. Lineage: Eukaryota; Dinophyceae; Suessiales; Symbiodiniaceae.